CUCACGUCGCUGCAGGAUGUACGCGCAUAUGCAGCUAGCACCUAGCAGUGCCUCCUCACGUAUGACAGGGCACGGGCAACAACAUGGCAUCCAUGGAUCCACCAGCAACCGCCUCCGAUCCGCCUCUCGGUCAUCGGCCGAUCGAUCUCCCGGCCUCUCCCUACAUCGUCCAUCAUCAAGUCUCCUUCCCAUAACUGCUUCUGCUUGCAUUGCGGUGCACUCCCUGUCCCUGGAUCUAUCUGUCUAUCUGUCUCUUCUUCUCCGUCGUCUCAUUCUCAUCCAUCAUCAUCACGUCCGUCCGACGAUCGACCAUAUCCGACCACAACUCUCCUCUCCAUCAUCGAUAGAUCUCUACGCGUGGGCUACCUGCUAGCAGCUUGAAUUCAAUUCUUGCAGAGACGAACACGACGACGAUGCAGUGCGGCGGCGGCGACGGCGACGAGGAGCAGGAGGUGCUCGCCGGGGCCGGGCGGCCGCCGCGUGGUGACGGUGACGGCGACGAGAUAAUAAUGGAGAUCGGGUGGCCGACGGACGUCCGGCACGUGGCGCACGUGACGUUCGACCGGUUCCACGGCUUCCGCGGCGUCCCCGAGGAGCUGCUGCAGCCGGGGGCGGUGGUGGACGGCGUCGUCCGGGCGCCCAGCGCCAGCAAGACGGUGUUCGGCGUGUCCACGGACUCGAUGCAGUGCGCCUACGACGGCCGGGGCAACAGCGUCCCCACCGUGCUCCUCCACCUGCAGCGCCGCCUCUACGACCAGGGCGGCCUCACGGCGGAGGGCAUCUUCAGGGUCGCCGCCGACGGCGCCCAGGAGCAGUACGCCAGGGACCAGCUCAACGACUCCGGCGUCGUGCCGGACGGCGUCGACGUGCACUGCAUCGCAGGCCUCAUCAAGGCGUGGUUCCGGGAGCUCCCCGGCGGUCUGCUGGACGAGCUGCCGGCGGAAGAGGUGACGCGGUGCCAGACGGCGGACGACUGCGCGCGGCUGUGCGGCGCCACGCUGCCGGCGCCCAGGGCGGCGCUGCUGGACUGGGCGGUGAACCUGAUGGCGGACGUGGCGCGGGAGGAGAAGGCCAACAAGAUGGGCACGCGCAACGUGGCCAUGGUGUUCGCGCCCAACAUGACGCGCGCCGACGACCCGCUCACGGCGCUCGGCCACGCCGUGCAGCUCAUGAACUUCCUCAACAUGCUCGUCGAGAGGGCGCUCAACCUCAACAUGCACCACGACCCGCCCUCGUUUUCUUCUUCUUCUGCUAAUUCCUCUGUCCUCGUCAAGGCUGCUGCUCCUGUUGCCAACUGAUCAAUGACGUACGAUGGCCAUCAUCAAUUAAUGGAAGAAGACGAUGACCACGACCCAUCGCCGGAAAUUCUUUGUGGAAGAAAUUAGUGCAGGAGUAGUGUGUUUUAAUUUAAUCUUCGUGUGUCUGUUCAUUAAUUCCAGCAAAUUAAAGCAGCAUGUGUAUGUGUGUUUAAUUCCUGUCUCGUCUGAUGAUCAGCUCAUGUCCUGGUCCUGGUUAAUCUAUCUCAGGUUUGGGGUCGUCUUUGAAUCUUUAUGACUAAUUGAUAUUUAUGAUUGCAUUGAUAGAGUACAUUUGUUUACUCAAAAAAAAAA
Molecule: messenger RNA, 1610 nt
Organism: Sorghum bicolor (sorghum)
Lineage: Eukaryota; Viridiplantae; Streptophyta; Magnoliopsida; Poales; Poaceae
Product: rho GTPase-activating protein 3
Exons: 2
Coding region: 414-1298 (294 amino acids)
Biological process (GO): signal transduction
Molecular function (GO): GTPase activator activity
Source: RefSeq, a predicted model, not a curated record